UGCCCUUCCAACAACUCCCUCCGAGAGGGCAAAGAGUCAACGUCAUCCUUCCUUGUUGUCUCCCACGCGGCAUCUCCUGACCCACUUUGGAUUUGCUGAAUCUCACUCUUUCCCCGCCUUCUCACUCCAAGUUGCUGCUUCAAUUCAAUCCAUCUAAAUCUCUUCACUGUCUUGACUUCUCCUUAAUCAAAUUCGGGACGCCAGGCACAAGGGAUUGGAAUGGAAGCUGCCGAUCCAAUUCUGCGAGUUUUCUGCGUCGGAACCGCCGAUACCAAGCUCGACGAGCUCCAGUUUCUGUCCGACUCCGUCCGCUCCAAUCUCCGCUGCUUCUCCAACAAUGCUCCCUCCUCUCAUAAGGUCGAAGUUGUGGCGGUGGAUGUUUCCGUCGGUCGGAUGGAACCUAAAAUUCCUGACAGUGAUCCGAAUUUCGUAUCCAGAAAUGACGUUCUCGCUUCAUCGGAGCAGGGAUCGACGGUACCACUCCCCGACGACAGAGCUGAAGCUGUCGCGGUGAUGAGUAGAGCGCUUGAAUGCUUCCUGAAGAAGGCGCAAGAAAGUGGUGUACUCACCGGCGCUAUCGGAAUUGGAGGUAGUGGAGGGACCUCUCUUAUAUCCUCUGCGUUUCGCUCGCUUCCGAUUGGAAUGCCUAAGGUGAUUGUGUCUACUGUGGCCAGUGGCCAGACUGGACCGUACAUUGGGACUUCCGAUUUGGUGUUGUUUCCUUCCGUUGUGGAUGUGUGCGGGAUUAACAGUGUGAGUAGGGCGGUCUUAUCCAACGCCGGAGCUGCUUUUGCUGGAAUGGUUGUUGGAAGGCUGGAUAGGGCUGGGAGGUCUUCUGGCGAGAGUUCGAAACCCACUGUUGGGAUGACCAUGUUUGGGGUUACAACUCCAUGUGUAGAUGCUGUUAAGCAAAGGUUGGAAAAAGAAGGUUAUGAGACGUUGGUUUUCCAUGCCACUGGCGUUGGAGGCAUGGCAAUGGAGAAUCUUGUGAGAGAAGGGUUUAUACAGGGCGUUCUGGACAUUACUACUACAGAAGUUGCGGAUUACAUAGUUGGGGGUGUUAUGGCAUGUGAUAGUUCCCGUUUUGAUGUCAUGAUAGAGAAGAAGAUUCCUUUAGUCUUGAGUGUAGGAGCCUUGGACAUGGUUAAUUUCGGAGCAAAGGAUACUAUACCUUCUCAUUUCCAACAAAGGAAAAUUCACGUUCAUAACGAACAGGUUUCGUUGAUCAGAACAACAGCAGAUGAAAAUAAAAAAUUUGCUGCAUUCAUUGCCGAUAAACUCAAUAAAUCACCAGCCAAGAUCCGUGUUUGUCUGCCAGAAAAGGGCGUCUCAGCUUUGGACUCUCAUGGGAAGCCCUUUUAUGAUCCAGAUGCAACUUCAACUUUACUGAAUGAACUACAACAUCUGAUCCAGAAGACUGAGGAUAGGCAGGUGAUGGUGUUUCCUUAUAAUAUCAAUGAUCCUGAGUUUGCCAAUGUCCUGGUUAAUGCAUUUCUGGAGAUCAGUGCAAAACAUCCCCUGGAUCCAAAUCCUCCAGAAGCUACAGCAUCCAAACCUUCCGAGGAUCAAAGCAACAGGAGUGUAGAAGAAUCAUCAAGAUGUGCAACCAUCCCAUACAGCCCAAGCAACUACCCUGAUGCUAGACCAGAGACGUUGCAAAAGACCAGCACAAUAUUACAGCAAUUGAGAGGUCAAAUCGAUCAAGGAUUCCCUAUAAUUGGGGCUGGUGCAGGAACAGGGAUAUCUGCCAAGUUUGAGGAAGCUGGUGGUGUUGACCUCAUAGUCUUGUACAACUCGGGCCGCUUUCGAAUGGCAGGAAGGGGUUCUUUGGCAGGCUUGUUACCGUUUGCUGAUGCAAAUGCCAUUGUGAUGGAAAUGGCAAAUGAAGUUUUACCAGUAGUUACAAGAGUACCAGUGCUUGCUGGAGUGUGUGGAACUGAUCCCUUCCGGAGAAUGGAUUACUUCCUGAAGGGGCUGGAAUCCAUCGGAUUCAAUGGGGUGCAAAAUUUCCCAACUGUUGGCCUGUUUGAUGGCAACUUUAGACAAAAUCUGGAAGAGACGGGAAUGGGAUAUAGCCUUGAGGUCAAGAUGAUUGGAAAGGCCCAUAAAAUGGGUCUCUUGACAACACCAUACGCUUUCAACCCGAAUGAAUCCACUGCCAUGGCAAAAGCUGGUGCUGACAUCAUUGUCGCUCAUAUGGGACUAACGACUUCCGGGUCCAUCGGUGCCAAAACCGCCAUCUCACUCGAGGAAAGUGUAGAUCGUGUUCAAGCUAUUGCAGAUGCUGCUCACUACAUCAACCCUGCUGUUAUUGUGCUCUGCCAUGGAGGCCCAGUAUCUGGACCCAAGGAAGCAGAGUUUGUGCUUAAGAGGACUAAUGGAGUCCAUGGGUUCUAUGGCGCAUCGAGCAUGGAGAGGCUCCCUGUUGAACAAGCUAUAACGAGCACAAUGCGGCAGUAUAAAUCGAUUGCCAUAAAAAAGUAAAAGCAUCCAGUGUCACCUGCUGUUUCGAGUAACCUUUGCUCCUUUCUCUAAUGGUUUUACACUUUUACUGAAUAAGAACUGCAAAUGAACUGCGGCUUUUGCUCGUGUGCUGUUUGUGCAUAUUUUUUUUAGCUGAAAACUGAUGAACUUACAUCACACAAUAAAACACAGGUGUUUUGUAACUGACAUUGUUUUGGAUGCUUUGUUGUUUGUACAUAUGUCUAGCUUAUGCUUCAUUUCUUGCGGUUUCAAAGGGCCUUUAAGGUUAUAGGACAACCGCUCCUGAGUCUUGGAAUAUGGGACUUCUUCUCCAGGCUGAGAUCCAAAUCAUCCAUGGUCCACCUGAAACACAUCACAUCGAGUUCCCAGAACAGGAAAUCAGGUAAAUCUUUCACAUAGAAUUCCCAGAUCUUGACCAGUUAGGGUGCUACUCACUUGUACCCGCCGGCUAAGCGAUGGAGGAACACCAUGAGUGUCACCUUGGCCAUGUUCAUUCCCAAACAUGUUCGAGGUCCUGACCCGAAUGGUAUGAAACUGUAUGACUUCUGCAUUUCCUGCUCGCACACGAUAUACAGGUUUCGAGUUGGUGGGAUAUGAAAUAUAGCAGCCUGAAUCGCUACUAGAGGAGGGUAGAACUAGAAUUAGAGAGAUCAUCAUUAUUUACUUCAAAUCUGGAAGGGUUGAACUGCAGAGGAUCCUUGUACAAAACUGGGUCGUAAUGAAUGCAUGUCGCGUCUAUGUUUACAUGCCAUCCUUUCUUGAUCUCAAUUCCUGAAGAAGAUCAAACCAAGACACCAUGAGAGACAGAGAGAGAUGGAGAAAGAGUUUCUAUUACGGUAAUCGAGCGGGAAAAACUUGCCAUCGACUGUGCAGUCAUUCAGAGCAACCCUGGGAAACCACAGCAGGACAUUUGACAUUCUCAGCGUCUCUUUCACGACCUGGCUGAGGACAUAGUCAUCUGCUUUCUUCCUGGUGAUAGCCAACUGUUCUUCCUGUAACAACAAUCGACAUACAAACGUUCAAGAAGACUGUUCUUAUCAAAAUUUCCACGAAAGAAGGAACAGGAACUUGACACUCCACAUCAUGGCAGCAGCAGUUGUUGUCUGCCCUGCAAUUAUCAGCGUCAGCAGAUUAUCCAUUAUCUCCGCAUCCUCCAGCUUUUCGGUAGACGGGUAAGAAUCCUUGGCCAACAUGGAUUGCAAGAAAUCUUCAUGACUCUCCACUCCACUCCGUCUCCUCUCAAUCAUCCCGCUGAAUCUCUCCAUCACCCUUUCUCUCGCCUGUUUUCUCCUCCCACAAGCCAGUUUCAGGUUCUUUCCCAAACAUUGCAGGACAAUAAAUCUUCUGUAAAGCACAUUACCUUGAUUCCUCUAUAGUAUCUGCUUCCUGGAAUCAUGACUGGUAGAGACAACAUCGCUUCCGAAACAGCAGUACAAUCCUUCUCAAUCUCUCGCAGCAAGGAUUCCUCCGUAACGCUCAUCAGCAUGCUACACAUCGCAUCAAAAGUCAUCUGCCAAAUAGACCGAAAGAGAAAGAGCUCCAAAUUGUCAAUGUUUCAGAACUCCAACUAAAUUCAGUUUGAUGUAUGGUGUGGUUCGGAUUGCAGACGACCUGCAUACUGAACUCGAGGACCUUGAAGCUGUCCCCAUUUCGCGCCAGCCUCGCGAGCCUCUGGGAGAGCAGCUGGUCGAACUUGACGACGAAGGUGGCGAGGGAAGGCAUGGAGAAAGGGUCGGAGAGCAGGCGCCUGAUCCUCUUGUGGCUCUCGUGAGGAACAGAGAGCAAGCUCUUUGGUCCUACGCAGUCGGCCAUGGAUUUCACGUAACCUUUGUUGAAGUAGGAGAAGUCGUUGGUGAAUAUCUUCCUGGCUCCCUCUGUCGUCGGGACGAACACGUGGAUCUUCCCGAACAGCCUCGUCUUGAACCACUUCCCAUACCUGUUUUGUUUCACAACCAAAAAAACAGCAUCAGAAUGAAAGUUUUCAGAAAGACUGAAUAAUAUCCAGGGAGAAUCGGUCAACGAGCUCACCUUGACCGUCUGAGGUUGACAAACUCGUAACACCCCUUGAAGCUGUUGGUGGCCGACAGGAAGGCCAAGGUUUCGCCGAUGAACGGCAGACCGAGGCGGCCUGGGACGUCGAUACUCCGGGCGCCGCCUUUGCUCCAGGAUUUUGACACGAGGAAAGUUGCAGCUACGGCUAGGAAAGCUGCAAUCAGGAGGUCGUAGUUGUUCUUCAAAAGGGUAACGAUCUCUUCAUUGUGCUUCCAAAGCUCUGCCACUGCUGCUACCACCAUCUUGCCCUGUUACUCAAUGGUUCAAUUCUGCGGGUUGCUGUUAAGAAGACGAAGGAAGCGAGGAGGAGAAGGAGAAGCAGAUGCCGUCCGGAGAGUGUAGACAACAAGGCGUUACCAUAUUUUAUUUGUGCGGAAAGGAUCUUCUGAGGGGAAAGACGGCAAUAUUCAGGUUCUACUACUUGACAAAUGACAAGCAUGCCCGGUACUUGUUUAAUGUGGAAGUGCCACGGAGACAGCAACUCUUGACAGUUACCUUUACGAAAGAAUAAUUGGUCACAGAUUAUAUUAAGAGCACAAUUUCGGAAACGGUCACUCAACUUUAGGAGCACUUACAAAUUGGUUAUCGGGCUUUGAAUUUUAGCAUAAGAUUGCAAUGGAAUGAUUUAACAUGGUCGCCUCUCACUAUCCAACUUCAUAU
Molecule: messenger RNA, 5196 nt
Organism: Linum tenue
Lineage: Eukaryota; Viridiplantae; Streptophyta; Magnoliopsida; Malpighiales; Linaceae
Source: the annotation of a GenBank genome assembly